Cyprinus carpio (common carp) is the source of this 4904-nucleotide messenger RNA. It is a transcript of the gene mboat1, whose product is annotated as membrane bound O-acyltransferase domain containing 1. NCBI's taxonomy places the organism in Eukaryota, Metazoa, Chordata, Actinopteri, Cypriniformes, Cyprinidae. Gene Ontology annotation, biological process: lipid modification. The record is from RefSeq and is a predicted model, not a curated record. Gene Ontology annotation, molecular function: acyltransferase activity. Gene Ontology annotation, cellular component: membrane.
AUGGUGCGUAGUGUAAAUAUAGUAUGGCCUUGAGCAGGUUUGGCAUAAAUAAAUAAUUAAGGUCCUAGAAAGCCCAUGCAGAGCGGCAGGGAUUUACAGAUUUGCAUCGUUCACAUACCGGCCGGGGAGCAUUCGCGAUCAGGUGCCGACGUCUCGGCGACAUUUUCCCAAUUAGCAAACGCUCUCCGAGCUACAUCUUGGAGAUGGAACUUUGUUUAUCGGGUCGACACGGCUAGUCGUAUGUGUGCUAUCUGGGAUGUUGUUUGUGGUAAACAGCCGCGGAACAGUAACGUGCAUCCUGCGUGAAAGAAAAAUGAGUCCCUGCUUCUGCACCGCAUACGUGAGACAGAGUCUGAAAGCGUGCGUCUCACGCAAAAUACGUGAGAGUUGGAAACCCUGAAUAUGUGUGUCACUCCUCUCUUGAGCCGCCUCCUCUACUUUCAAUGCGAGGCGUUUGGCAUCUCAAUAGCAGCCUGUUUAAUUUGUGAUUUUAACACACUCCAAUGAGAUCACUCCAUGCCCAGCUGACAGCUCAACCAGCCCCGCCUUCAACCUACUUCAACACAUACAACUUCAGCUCAGUGUUACGGAGCGUUUGAUUUGUCUUCACCAUGCUAAUUCUGUAAAAGUAUUUCUGAUAGAGACUUGUACCCUUUAAGUUUGGCGAUACGACGUCUUUAUUUGUGAGGUGAUACAGGGAUCUAUACAAUGCAAAAUGGACAAAAAGGACAACACAGACAUCGCAUUUAAAACUACUGGAUGCACCUGGUUGAGUUCAGUCAGCGAUCAAGUUGGAGUUCCUUUGGAUCAGGUGAAUUUCAUUGCCUGUCAGGUUUUUGGACUAGCAGUUGCAUUCUGGUUUCGCCUCUGUCUCAAUCCCCAGCGUAACACCCCUGAGGUUCGACAUGCUGUUGCUACCAUUAUUGGAGCUUCAUUUAUUACGUUUUGCUUUGGCUGAUUUAAUCUUUUUGUUCGGAAAGCAGAUGACACCAUUCACAUUUCUUUGUUUGGUUGCAUUUGUUUUAGUUGAAGACUCCUCUCUGGACGCCGUCAGCAAAACAAUGUAUGCCAUACAUGUCUUCAUCCUGGUGUUGGCUUGUUAUGGAAUUAUGAUCAAAUCUAAUGUAAACAGUGUUCACAGGUAUACUAUGAUUGCAUCAGUAGGAUACCUCACUGUUUGCCAAGUGAGCAGAGUCUUCAUAUUUGACUAUGGCAUAUUGUCCACGGAUUUCUCAGGCCCUUUGAUGAUAAUAACACAGAAGAUCACUACUCUUGCCUUUCAGGUACAUGAUGGUAUGUGUCGAAAGCAAGAGGAACUUAAAGAUGAUCAGAGGCGUCUGGCUGUACACUCUAAGCCAUCACUGCUGGAGUACCUAAGCUAUAAUAUAAAUUUUCUGAGUAUCUUGGUGGGACCCUGCAGUAUCUAUAAAGACUACAUAGAGUUUAUAAAGGGCCAGCAUGUCCAGCACAGGCUGAAAAGAGUGAAAGACAGCAGCUCUCAGCAGAAUGGCUGGGAUAAAGUGCCUGAGCCAUCGCCUGUGAGGGCUGUGAUUAAUAAGCUUCUUGUGUGCGCGUGCUGUCUGCUGUGGUUCUUCAUCAUCACAAAAGCAUUCCCCAUAACAUACAAUGUGGACCCACAAUUCAUCAGCGAGGCCUCUUUCAUUACAAGAUUGGCCUAUGCCUUAAUUUCUGUCCAAGCAGCCAGACCCAAGUUCUACUUCGCAUGGACCCUCGCGGAUGCCAUCCAUAAUGCAGCGGGGUAUGGAGUCAGUGGUGUGAAUGAAAGGGGAGAAGUGUCCUGGGACCUCAUCUCCAAUGUUCGCAUCUGGGAGAUUGAGACAGCGACCAGUUUUAAAUCAUUCAUUGACAGCUGGAAUAUACAGACUGCUCUUUGGCUAAAAAGUGUAUGUUAUGAUCGAGCGCCAUAUUACCGCAUGCCACUCACGUUUGUGCUGUCGGCCAUCUGGCAUGGAGUUUACCCAGGAUACUACUUUACAUUCAUCACCGCUAUACCCAUCACCUUAGCAGCUCGCUCUGUGCGCAGAAACUUCCGGGAGUAUUUCUUGUCUUCUCCGCUGCUCAAGAUCUGCUAUGAUGUUGUAACCUGGGCUGCCACUCAGCUGACUGUCUGCUACACUGUAAUGCCCUUCCUUCUACUUGCAGUGGAACCCACCAUGCAGUAUUACAGAUCAAUGUACUUUCAUGUGCAUGUCAUCAGCAUUCUGACUUUGAUUCUUCUGCCCAGCAAACCCAGUUCCUUCAAGUCUGAAAUUCAAGCCCUGCAUUCCAACAAUAAUGUGAAGGAGGACUAAACCCUUCUGACCCUUCUGUUGUAUGUAUGUGUGUGUGUGUGUGUGUGUGUGUGUGUCUGUGUGUGUGUGUGUGGACUGGAAGAGCGGAGGCACUGACAGACAAAAGCUACUUUGUGUAAACACACACACACACACACACACUCACUCUCAGACCACAACUAAGCUGUACACAAAUACACACAGCAUAGCUCACCAGGGAUACAGUCCAUUUAAUCAAAAAAACACUUAAUCAAAAGCAGCUGGAGCAAUGUUUUCACAAGAACUGAUAAGGGCACACAAAGUUUGACUGAUGUGGUAUACGGUAUAUGUCCUAAGGAGGCAAAUAUCAGUUUUUGUCAGUAAAUGAAUGCUGCCCAUUUAAGGGUCUUUUAAAAUAGUUUAGCACUGUAUUAUAUCUUAGUUUGUGGUGUUAAGAUGUCAAUUUUGUGAAAUUACAGUGUAGUACAUACACAAUGGCUAUAAAUAAUGAAUGAAAAAACUACUGCAAAUAUUAACUGAAGAAUAAUCAAAUUAGAAUAAUCAAAUAUGUUAUUAAUUGUGAUGCCUGAAUGAAUAUUAUAGGUUUUUGAAUGAAUUAAUGGGCACUGUACAUACACACUCCCUAGGUUUUUUUUUAUUUUUUUAAACCCUGUCAAACAGAAUAUGUAUUUACUUGGGAUAGUAAGCAAGGUCACAGUCAUACAAGUUUACACUGAACAGCAUCAGGAGGAUCAGGCCCUUCCUAACUGAGCAUGCUACACAACUGUGCCUCGCUGGUGGCAUUUUCCUAUAACGCCUGGACAAAUCAGUGACACAAUUAUUUGUUCUAUUUAAAAAAUAAUCCCUAACACCCUUCACCCAACCAACAUUUUAAAAAAUGAGGUUCUCUGGAGCUCUUCCCCUGAAAUUAAAAUAACCCCAAAAGGACAGAUCAGACCACAGGUUACCACAGUAACCAGAUAAGCUUUACAACUCAAUGGUAUUCAGAGAGUUUUAGUCUCACUUAAUUCAAUUUGAACAGAUGCAUCCUGACCAUAGGACUGCAUGAAAAGGCGCGUUUCCGGACUAUUCACAUCCCCUAAAACACAAACCCCUAAAUGGAAUGUUUCCGGCAGUUUUUGUGUAUGUGCCCUGGCGUUUCUGGUUUUUUGACACGGGCAGAAACAGACUCUUUUGAGCACGGCAGUUUUCCAGUCCGCUCACUAACCUGAUAAACUCCCAGACACCAAUGGAAAUGUUUACUCACUCACCAGUAAAUCCACAUACAUCCCUGUGCACGAGAAGUAAAGUCUCUGCAAAAUCCAGGGUACAAGAAGUUAAAUCUCCAUAAACGGCCACUCAUAUCUCAUUUAAUGUCUAUGAAUUACUUUACACUUAAUAUAUUUUAAAUGCUAUGGGCCCAUAUGCACUUAUAAUAACUGUCAUCAAAAGCACAAACACAGCAAGGCAUCAACAAAACUUAAUUUAUUUCUCAGCAAAUGCAAGACUGCACACAUUUUAGAGGAGUGCAAAUAUUAUUCAACAAACUCAGCAGGACUGCAACAUCAUUUAGAUUGAGAAAAUGAUUUUACAUAUUUUGCAAACACAGACACUUCAAGUAAAUCAUUAAACUGAUUAAAAAAUAAGUAAAAAAAAUAAACAAUAAAAAAAAAUGUUUACUAACCAAAAACAAACAAAAAUAAUUAAUACACUUGCAGUGGACACUGCAAAGUCAGGACAGUGAUUUCCGCUCCAUCUCAAUCAGACAGUCACACUCAUAUCAAGUUUCAGUCCAAUGAUCCAGUAAGCGAUUGCAUUCAAACAAUCUGUCCAAAACAGUGCUAAUAUAAAGGAAACCAGGCUGAUUACAUCAGAGAUUGCAGAGAGAACAGAGACUCGCUUAGCGUGAUUGUCUCUGAAGAGCGCAGUGUGAAGUACAGACUGAACAGAUUGUCAGCACAUCCCAGCGCUGUAUGGCUAGAUGAGACGCAAACUACAUUUUCUCGACGAGACAACCAGUCUCGCUAGUAAAGUUUUGAUGGAUGAAGACUGCAAUCAAGGAAUAGACGAUUGCGGUGGCAUACAAGUAAGCAUGUGUGAGUCAUAAUUACGUGUUAUAAUAAUGCGUGUAUGAGUGCUCUUGAUGCACUGAUCGCACAUUGUAUUUAUGUACAUACACAGACAUUUCCUUACAUUCACAUUGUUACCACACAUUCACGAUAAUGUUUUGAUUUAUCAUGUGUAUGUUGCUCUGUUAAGUUAUUCUGAAUGGAUCUGUGUCCUGUAGCAGAUAUAUGCCGUCAGCAGGCGGUUGGUUGGUUUAAGGUUUUUUUGGCAUCUCCAUGUGGUCCUGUUUGGUAUCGCAACUUGACUUAAAAUGUAAAAAGGCAUUUGCUAUUGCACUGUACACAUAUUAUACAGUUCUUUUAUUUUUAAUAUAUAUAUGCUUAUAUGGGCUCCUCAUAUCAUUUGGUUCUUUGGUGUCCUUUUGGAGUUUCUAAGUGUCAUUUUUUUGGAAAGACAUCUAAAUUUAUCUUGAAAAAGCUUGCAGAAAAUGGAUUUUUGAGAAUGAUCUUUCAAUCUUUUGGUUUACUUCACUAGAUAUAGAAAAUGACAACAAAAUAAACAUUUGAA